This is a messenger RNA of Sphenostylis stenocarpa, 348 nucleotides long. The record is from the annotation of a GenBank genome assembly. Lineage: Eukaryota; Viridiplantae; Streptophyta; Magnoliopsida; Fabales; Fabaceae.
AUGGGAAGCCAAAACAAAAACCUCAACUUGAGUUACCGAGGGUGGUGCCCCUCCAACGAUUACCAAGUCCAUGAAGUAACAGGGCCUGCACUACGCAAGCGCUUUGAUCGUCCUCAACAUCAGAAGGGUCGUGUGGCCUUCAAAACCAACCUAGAAGAGCCCAUCACAGUAGCAGCUGAAGCAUUACCUGGCCCUGAUACUCCUGUGCCACAAACUCAUCAUCAGACCCCUUCUACUGUCAACCAUGCAAGUGCUUUUCGGACAGUAGACCAAAAAGCUGACGCGUUUAUCAAGCAAGAGCACAAACGGAUUGAACUUGCCAGGCUCAAGUCUUUGGGACAAAUAUAG